AUGUCAGGUUCAAAUUCUAUUCUUGUUCAUCGAUUCCAUCUGGCGCUACCAAUUUUCAUACGUCCUUGCUUUCGAGCGCCUUCCCUGAUCUCCCCCUUCUUUACUUCUCUCAUUUAUUUCAUUUUCUUCCUCUACUCUCACUCUCUUUGCCAUAUCGGUUUGUCUCGGGCGGUUAUUUUCAUUCUCCUUUCUUUUCUUCUCUGGGCCCCCACCCCCCACCUCCAAUCAUUUGCCACACUUUUUUCUUUUCUGCUUCUUUCGAUAUUCCCUCUCUUCAUUUGCCACUCUUUUCUUCCCUGCUUCUGUCGAUAUUACCUCAUUUCAUUUGUCAGUCUCUUUCUUCCCUGCUUCUCUCGAUAUCUCCUCCCUUCAAUUGCCACUCUCUUUACUUCUCUGAUUCUCUCGAUAUCUCCUCGCUUCAUUUGCCACUCUCUUUUCUUGUCUGCUUCUCUCGAUCGCUCCCCGCUUCAUUUGCCACCCUUUUUGCUUCUCUCGAUGUCUCCUCCCUUCAAUUGCUACACGCUCUUUGCUUCUCUCAAUGACUCAUCGCUUCAUUUGCCACUCUCUUCUCUUACUUGCUUCUCUCGAUACCUCCUCCCUUCAUUUGCUACUCACUUUGCUUUACUCGAUAUAUACUCUCUUCAUUUACCAGUCACUUUUCUUUCUGCUUCUCUCGAUAUCUACUCUUUUUAUUUGCCACUCUUUUUUUCUACUUUGUUUCUCUCAAUAUCGCAUCUCUUUAUUCGCCACUAUCUUUUCUUUUCUCAUUCUUUCGAUAUUUCCUCUAUUCAUUUAACAAUCUCUUUUUCCCUACUUCCCUCGAUAUCUCCUCAUUUUAUUUGCUACUCUCUUUUCUUCUCAGAUUCUCUCGAUAUCUCCUCUCUUCAUUUGCCACACUCUUUUCUUCCCUGCUUCUCAGGAUAUCCCCCCACUUCAUUUGUCACUCUUUCUUUCCAUCCUUACUUCUCUCGAUCGCCCCUUCUCCUGUUUUCAGUCUCAUUUCUUCUCUUCUUCUUUGGAGAUUUUUUCCAUUAG
Messenger RNA from Acanthosepion pharaonis, 1035 nucleotides. Lineage: Eukaryota; Metazoa; Mollusca; Cephalopoda; Sepiida; Sepiidae. The record is from the annotation of a GenBank genome assembly.